AUGAAGAUCGUGCGCUCAAGAACUCCACGUUGGAGGCAUUGCGAGAUCCAGCAAAGUGACCUGCAUCCCGCUACAUACGUUGACGAUGGGAUUGUCAUUGUAAAUGAUGGCCCCGCUCUCCGCUUUCCCAAAGCACAAGGUACGACGCACGAAACGUACUUUUUCGACAUAAAGGCACUCGGCAGCAUAUUUCCGGAGCUGGCCAGGAUCCUGGAGGUGGAACAUCCGCGCAAGGUGGUGCACUACAGCCAUCGCAUCGCCGAUCAUAUGCACCACAAGCACCGGCUCACCUUGGGCGGAAUCUGCGACACCUUUAUGGCCCUGCCGGAGGCUAUAUCCCUGGUCUUUAGCCUACCGAUGGAGGACCUCCUCUGCGAGGAGGUUAUUGGCGCCAGCGAAUCGCGGCGGAACUUCACUGCUCGCCUCCUGAGCCGCAGUCAAAUGAGGUACAUUGCCAGGAUGGUCCAGCUGCAACACUUAAUGCACGACCGCUUGAUUUACGGCAGCAUUUGCGAGGAGGUGCAGCGCAUGCCCUUGGCGUUCAGACACAACUACUCGGGCUUCCGAUCGUGCGAUGUGGCCAUCAACAUGGGACCCAGCAGUCGCUUCGGAUUCCACCUCAUAGAUCCCGCCAACCGAAGAAUAACGCUGCCCACGCCCGACGAAAUCGAUCGGCAAGAGUUGGAGCACAAAAAAAGUCGCAACUAACUCAGGUCGAUACAAAAGGAGCCAAGACUCUAUAAGUCACCUGCAGAAUAUUGGUUUAAAAUCCUUACCUUAUAUAAAUAGGUCCAUCCCUUCGCAUGCUGGCAAUCUCGCGGGUUUGCAUGAACUGCUUUUUUAUUUAGUUAACUUAUUUUAUAUGUACAAGUAGUUCGGCAUAGACAAGUUAAAUAAAAAAUGCAUAGGGAUCAUAAUAAA
Messenger RNA from Drosophila biarmipes, 921 nucleotides. RefSeq names its product protein Exd1 homolog. NCBI's taxonomy places the organism in Eukaryota, Metazoa, Arthropoda, Insecta, Diptera, Drosophilidae. The transcript is spliced from 2 exons. The record is from RefSeq and is a predicted model, not a curated record. Bases 1 to 708 code for a protein of 235 amino acids. Gene Ontology annotation, molecular function: nucleic acid binding.